Oncorhynchus masou masou (cherry salmon) is the source of this 4280-nucleotide messenger RNA. It is a transcript of the gene lmod1a, whose product is annotated as leiomodin 1a (smooth muscle). Gene Ontology annotation, molecular function: tropomyosin binding; actin binding. NCBI's taxonomy places the organism in Eukaryota, Metazoa, Chordata, Actinopteri, Salmoniformes, Salmonidae. The transcript has 3 exons. Bases 475 to 2682 code for a protein of 735 amino acids. Gene Ontology annotation, cellular component: cytoskeleton; striated muscle thin filament; myofibril. Gene Ontology annotation, biological process: actin filament organization; muscle contraction; myofibril assembly. The record is from RefSeq and is a predicted model, not a curated record.
UACAUGAUGAAUGCAUGAGGGUACUUAGUGUUUGGUCAAACUCCGAUUUAAAGAAUCUGAAAUACAUUUGCAUUGACAUAAUAGGCUACAAAAGUAUAAUUCUCUUUUGAUGACAUGUACAAUCAUUCUUAUAAUGGGGCCAUACAGCAUAGAGACGAUUAAUAACUGUCAUUUUGCAUUUUUCGCUUGUGUUGUCAUAUGGCUUCAGUCCAGCUCCAGUGCUCUGAUCUCAAAUUGGGCAUUGAGCUAAACAGUUCUUCUGAGAGGCGGUCCAGGCAGUCUGAUAGGCCAGUACCCUCUCUUUGUCCAAACUAUUUCAAUCGCAUUGAAAUCCCAUUUCAAAUAGAUACUGGUGAGGUCAAUGAACCUGAACUUAGUGUACCGAUAUAAUACAACUAUUGUCAAAGGUAUUUUUGAGACCAGCAGUGCAAAUUACUAAUCGAGUUGCGCAACAGGACAUUUUUGUGGGAAAUCAUGUCGAGGAGGAAAGUGCGGAAUCAACGCCCCGCCGAAAGCGAGGAGGACUCCGAUAUUGACAACCUGUUAGCCGCUCUGACACUCGCCGAGGUGGAAGAGCUGCAGAGCGAACUGACCGUUAUUGACCCGGAUCCAACUGUGCCAGUCGGACUCCGGCAGAAGAACCAGACAGACAAGCAGCCGUCAAUAAAAUACAAUAGGGGGGCAAUGCUUGACUACUGUGAGCGCGAAACCAAGAAACUCAUUCAAAGGGAGCUGUCCUUUGAGGAGCCAACAACUGACAGAGUGAAACGGGAACGCCUGAAGAAGAUGGGGAAGAGCUGUGAUAGUUUCUUCUACUUCAAGUCAGAUGACCAGGAUGACCAGGAUGUCAUGGACCUAAACUUCUCUGCUGUGGAGACCCCUAAGGAGGACAUAUCCAAGGACGAAGAGGAAAAACCUCAGAGCAAGAACUUGAAGGGUGAGGGAGGGAGUGGAGAGGGAAAUGAGGAAAGGCCACAUAGUAGGUUAGGGGGAGAUGAGGACAAAGACCAUGAAAAAAAGGAAGAUAAGAUUGUUGAAAAAAGCAAUGAAGUACAGGUUGAAGAAAAUGAGAAAGAGAAGAAAAAGGAGGAGUGCAUAAAAAAGGAGAAGGGUAGUAACAAAACACUUGAUCUUAUCUCAAAAUUACAAACAAAAAAAGAAGAUACAAAAGAAAAGGAGCAAAAAGAUAUCAGAAAAAAGACUGUCUCUAAAACCAAGGAUCUGAUUUCAAAGCUCCAAGGGCAUGCUGAUAACGACGAUACUAAGGAGAAAGAGAAGAAAGAAAAACCUACAAAAAUGAAGGAUAGCAAGAUCGCAAGAGGAAUUUUCUCUAAAGUAGAGGAAAAGCAGAAAGAAAUCAGGGGUACUGAGGUGAAGGAACAGAGGAAUAAUGAGAAGGACAAAGAUAGCGAAAACACCAAAUCACACAGGAAACCAAGUAGAGUCCAGGAUGAGACACAGAUAGACAGUGAAAAGAAGACAGAAAGGACUCCUAAUAAAAACAGUAAAGCCAGCAAUGUAAACCUAGAGAACAGUAGUAGGGAAGAACGCUCAGCUGGUGAAGUCAUGGAGGGAGGCGAGGAGGACGAGGAGGCCAGCAUGUUUGAUGAGCUCCUUGAGCAUGUCAGAAAAGAUGACCCUUUAAUGACUGAGCUCAAUGUCAACAACUCAGACGUCAUCAAGACCCACACCCUCAUCCAGUUUGCAGAGGCACUACAACACAACACACAUGUCAAGACGUUUGCUUUAGCCAACACCCGAGCUGACGACCAUGUGGCUUAUGCCAUUGCUGGCACUCUGCGGAACAAUACGUCUCUGACCAACGUCAUCCUUGACUCCAACCACCUCACUGGCAAGGGAAUUUUGGCCGUGGUACACGCCUUAGAGAAAAAUGUAACCAUCACUGAACUGCGCUUCCACAACCAGCGACACAUCUGUGGAGGCAAGACAGAGAUGGAGAUGGCCAAUGUAUUGAGAAACAACACCAGGUUGUUGAAGCUGGGCUACGGCUUUGAACUGGCCGGCCCAAGGAUGACCAUGACCAACAUCCUGAGUCGGAACAUGGACCUGCAGAGGCAACGUCGACUGGAGGAGAAGAAACAAGCACAAGCCCAGCCAUCCCAGCAGCCUCAGCCAUACCAGCCAACAUGUCAGACACCACAACCACAGACCAACACAAAAAAGAACACAUUGCCUUUGGGGAAGUUUUCUUGCGAACCUUCAACUCAACCCCAAUCCAAGUCUGUUGGUGAGACUAAGAGGACAGGAAACCUCCUGAAAACAUCUCCCUUUUUGUCUCCCCCUAACCCCUCACCUGAACCCUUCCACAAGGGGAGCUCCAAAGCUGUGGGUAAGCUAAACCCUAAGGCUUGGGGUAGUAGGUCUGGACCAAGGUCUACAACACCACCACCUCAGGCCGAGGAUGGUGUAUCUGGUCCUGGAUCUACACCACCUCCACCUCAGGCUCUUAAGGCUGGCCGAUCUGGACCAGCUCCACCUCCUCCCCCUGCCCCAGUGUUGGAGGGCCUAAGGAAAGCCCUCAUGCCUGCCUCACAGAGAAAACUCAACGGGCAGACUUCACGCCACGGAGAGAGGAACACUAGGGACCAGUUGCUGGACUCCAUUCGCAACAGCACAAUGAAAGCUCUAAAAAAGGUUGAUGUUCCAAAGCUGCUUCAAUAAAGGUGGGGAUGACAGCAAGAAGAGGUUGGACUUGAUACAAAAACAGAACAGCAUUUGUUUUACAGUAGUAGACCGGGGUGAAACCCUGCCUCUGUUGUUGCUGCUGAGAUAUGGAGAGAUAUCUGAUCCAGUUGGUACUUCGAGCCAGAAGGUGGUUAUGGUGGUUUGUAAUCAUACAAAGUGAAAGCAUCUUAGGCUACAUUGCCUGCUGACUUCAGCCUCCCUCAGUUGAAUCUCUCCCUCCUGUUCUCUCGAGAUGCCCAUAUUUGGUCAUUGCAUUGAAGAUACAGUAUGACGUAAGAAUAACUCCUCUGUUCUUUUUAAUUACUGGAUGAUGGCCAGUUGGAUGUCCUGCUCUUUCAUGUGAGGCUUUGUCUGGCGAAGAGGUGGGGAGAAUGGGGGAGGUGCACGGUGGAAAGGGAAUAGUUAAAAGGGGACGAGCAACUGGAAGGAAAUGCUUACACAUUGCAAGUCACCAUAUUUUCUUAUUUUCAACAGUUAUGUGGCCAUAAGCGCAAUGAAUGAGGGCAUUUGUUUGAUGUUUAUUUAAAGACCAUGUUCCACUGUCACUGUCAAAAGAUGUAAUUAAACAUUUAACCAAACACAUACUGUAGCUAGUAUUGAACACACAACUUGUAUAUGAAGUGCGUGUGGGUUCAUAAUCUGGUCAAUGUGUAAUAUAACAGCAGACAAUCUCUCUGUUAGUCCAUAGGGAUACCAACUGCUUACAACAUGCAUGAUUGAGGCACUUCCCUAGAGCUGGCAGGAGACAUCUUGAACUUUGCAAGCAUUUAACUAUAAUGGAUUGUGUCCUGAGAGGGAAGGGAAUAUAUUUUGGGAAUAGUUAGUGCUAUCUGGGAUCCUUGGGACAUCAAGUCCCUACCCUAAAUCCUAACCCCAACCUUAACUCUUACCUUAAGUAUUUUACAUUUCAUCUUCAAUGGGGUAAUUGAAAUAGCAAAACUCCCGGAUAGCAAGGACCUUUUGAGAAUGUUGUGUUUUGAAUUCACUCAUGGGGUGUACCAUACAGAUGUUUUAAGUCAUGACAAUAUACCAAGACCAUUCUGAAAUGUAUUUACAGAACCAAACAAAAUAUAUUAAUAGCCAGGUCAUUAAAUUCCUCCAGAUGAACAAUUGUGGAAUAUUCCGUCUGUUUUAGAUGUCUACAUCCGCCUUAUAGAGGCUUUUGAUUCAACAAAAGUAGCUCCUGUCUGUAGCACUUCCUUCCUGAAAUGUUGCAAUCCGUUUAUAUUUUUCACUUCCUUAGGUAAGAUAAAAAACAGCCCUGAGCCACUGCAAAUGAUGCUGGUCAAUGGAGACUUAUACGGUGACAGUAGGGGCAUUCGGGAGAAAAGUGGGUCUGUCCUCACAUGUAGACUAUCUGUGGUGAAAUUAUUUUACAACUGAAAACAUGAAAAUCUAUCUGAAGUUUCUCCUUUACUUGCCAGGUGAGAUUUUAACACUCAGAUACAAUUGCAGACACUUUUUGUUAUUGUAGAUUUGCUGUUGUUGAUUACAAUUGCAGAAAUCUUUUGUUGUUGUUGAUUAUUUUAUUUGUGAAAGAGACCACUGCAUACUGCAAAUUUUAUAGAAUAAAA